This is a messenger RNA of Anastrepha ludens (Mexican fruit fly), 1520 nucleotides long. It is a transcript of the gene nSMase, whose product is annotated as putative neutral sphingomyelinase. The record is from RefSeq and is a predicted model, not a curated record. The coding region runs from base 101 to 1375 and encodes 424 amino acids. Lineage: Eukaryota; Metazoa; Arthropoda; Insecta; Diptera; Tephritidae. Gene Ontology annotation, cellular component: cytoplasm. Gene Ontology annotation, molecular function: sphingomyelin phosphodiesterase activity. The transcript has 5 exons.
ACAACCAUCGAUGUGGUUGUCGCAGACCUAGUUUUGAGUUGAUGAAUAGGUUCUGCUUCUAAUAUGUGGGAGAAUAUAAUAUUCUCUAAUUUUCUUGAAAAUGUUACUAAAUCUAAGUAUUCUGACUCUAAAUGUUUGGGGAAUUCCCUUCCCAUUUAUAUCCAAGGAUCGGGAAGCCCGAAUCACGGCUAUUGGCCUAGAACUUAGUUCAGGCAAAUAUGAUAUAGUGUCAUUGCAGGAAGUUUGGUCUCGAAAAGAUUGCGAGGCUUUAAAAAAGGCCACCGAGCAGAUUUUGCCUUUUGCCCACUAUUUCUACAGUGGCGUUAUUGGUUCUGGUUUGCUGGUAUUGUCUAAAUAUCCAAUUUUAAGUUCAUUUUUUCACCCGUGGAGUGUUAAUGGUUAUUUUCAUCGGAUUCAGCAUGCAGAUUGGUUUGGAGGCAAAGGUGUUGGAUUAUGUAGAAUACUAGUUGACAAGCACGUUGUGCAUCUGUAUAACACCCAUUUACAUGCAGAAUAUAGCAACAACCAUGACGAUUACAAAACUCAUCGUGUUAUUCAGGCCUUUGACACUGCACAGUUCAUACGUGCAACGAGAGGUGAUUCGACUUUGCAAGUCCUUGCUGGGGACUUAAAUGCUCAACCUCAUGAUUUAACAUACAAGGUUCUCCUGUAUAUUUCAAAAAUGCAAGAUUGUUGCACUUCGGAAAACAUUGUAACAAAUGAAUUCUACAAAAAUUCGUAUACUCCUGCAAACAACGACGGAAAUAAAUCGCUUGGAGUGCAUAUUGAUCACAUAUUCGCGCGUAGUUCUGAAAACACCCACCUAUCCAUCAUUGACUAUAGACUGCCAUUAACCGAGCGAGUACCCGGCCAUAAUUUCAGCUAUUCAGACCAUGAAGCAGUAUUAGCUAAGUUAUAUUUAAGUGAUUCCCGUAGACAUUCUGUUGCUGCAGAUAGUUGUUACGCUGUUAACACUCUUAUGAAUAAUAUAGAGCGAAUUGGCGAUCAACCUUACGAGACUUCUAUAAAAGCUGACGAGAGUCUCAUAUCGAGACGCAUUGCGGCAUUGCAUGAAUCGAUAUCUUUAUGUGAGAUGUCUUUAGAUCAAUUAAAUAUUGAUCGCAUAUUUUACUACAGUGUUGCUGUUAUUUUCGCAUUCAUUUUAGUGGUUUUCUUAGAAUAUUCGGCACCAACAGGAUUUAGAACAUUGUACAUAAUUUUAAAAUUUUCUAUAUCAGGGGUUUUAUUGUUUUGCAUUUUUAUGGGGUCUGUAUGGAAUUACAUGGAGCUGAAUGGUAUAUUAUCCGGGAAGGUUGCAAUGGAAUUAAUGCUACGAUCUAUUGAUAUUUUUGAGAAAGUUCCAGUACAAAGAUAAAGUUGAAAAAAUACUAAGUAGUAAAAGAACAGAUCGAAGCUGAAAUUUACUUUAACGAUACAAGCUCAAAAUACAUUUCAUAUUGUAAAUUUAGUUUUAAGAAUAUAUCAAGUUAAUUUUAAUAUAAAUAUGUGCAAUACUUUGA